This is a messenger RNA of Neospora caninum, 3708 nucleotides long. RefSeq names its product GF13052, related. The transcript is spliced from 5 exons. The record is from RefSeq and is a predicted model, not a curated record. NCBI's taxonomy places the organism in Eukaryota, Apicomplexa, Conoidasida, Eucoccidiorida, Sarcocystidae. Bases 1 to 3708 code for a protein of 1235 amino acids.
AUGGCUGACCUGACGCUCGAACCCCGCGGCGCGUGUGCGUCGCGUUACCUGAUGGCCGAUCUCGAGGACUUGGAUUCCUCUGAGGGCAACAGUUUAGUUCCCUACUCGCGGUUGGGCAAAUCGGGCGCAGACACGAAUCUCUAUUCGAUGACUCCCGACAUUUCGAGCCGCUGUGCGGCGUCGCGGGGACUGCUGCGCGACGACUCGAGACCGUCCGGUGGGUUCGACGAUCUGCUUGGGUGUCCGCGGUCCAUGUCCCCCGACAAGGAUCUUGGUGGCCUCGGGCGUCGCCCAGCGUCGCGCCUGUCCCCCGCCGAGUUGAAAGCGCAAGUGCGACUGCGGAACAUGUGCGGGAAGCCGCUGCGCCCAGACGACGUGCUGGUGACGCGCAUCUUGUCGGGGGAGAAGAGCUACUGGGAAGCGCUGGACGAGAUGCGGAAUCUGUGUGCGAGCCUCACUGUGGAGAACGAGAAACUCAAGACUGGGAACGCGAAGGCGACGACCAGGGCGUUGGAACUCGAACAGAAGAGCCGCGCGGAGAUCCGGCGACUGCAGACGCUGCAGCGCGUGACGCGGGACGAACUGGAAAUGAAGCUCCAGGAUUUGACGGCAGAAAACGUCCGGCUCCGGCAAUCUCGAGACGUCCAGAGAGCGCUUCAGGAGCAGAAAGUUCAGAUGCAGAAGCAGAUCGAGCGGUUCAGGCAGGACAGUGAAGAGAAGGGGCGGCUGGCGGCGCAGCGCGCACGCGAGCUUCAGCUGUUGAAAGAGGAGACGCAGCGAACCACGGAGACGGCGGAGGCGUUGAAGGGACGGGUCGAGAGCCUCCAGGCGAAGUUAGCUGAAGCAGUCUCUCAAAAGAAUCUCUUGUUGAUUCGCGUGAAGAAAGACAUUCGCGAUAUCCAGGACUCGGCGCAGCAGGCGCGAGAGGCCGUGCUGGCCGAGAAGGCGCGAAGCGAACAACAAGCUGCCGAGGUGGAGAAACACGCGCAGAUGCAAAUACAGCUGCACGAGCGGAAGAUCCGCGACCUCCAGCAAACGGUGGCCUCGGAGGAAAGCCAGGGAGAGUAUUACCGGCGAAAGUACGAGGAGGCGUCCAAGCAGUUGGCCAAGCUGAAGACGCAGUUCGACAGCACGCAACACAAGACAGAGACAGACAUCGCCUUGAGAGAGCGAAAGGUCCAGGAACUGAGUGAAAGCUUGAAUGCGGCGCAGAAGGCCAGAGACCGCAGCGUGCAGGAACUCAAUGCCAUGCGCUCCAAGUACAACAUUCUGCGGGGCGAACUCGAGAAGGCGGAGCAGAGGCGAAACCACGCGGAACAGGAGGCUAUUCGAGCCGGGGCUCAAGUGGAAACGAUGGAUGUGGGCCGGAGCACACUGGAGACGAAAGUGAGCGAACUUCAGCUGGAGCGAUCCGGCCUCCUGGAGAAGCUGCAGCUUGCAGAGCAGGAGGUGUCCGACCUGCGAGAAGCGAAGAACAAAAUCAAAGCUUCUCUGGACCUCGCGUACCAGAAGGAGCAAUUCCGGCUCAUGGAGGAGAACAGCCGCCUAGGGACCGACUUAAAGGUCGCCCAGCAACAACUCGAAGCCGUCACGCGACAAAAGGAACAGCUGCAGACUGACGCGGAGCGGCUGCGGGGGGCUGAGGAAGAACUACGGGAGUUGCAGGUGGAUUUCCUCAAGAUGAAAACGACCUUGCAACUGGUGCAGGGUCGACCCUGCGAGAAUGCCAAAGUUGUCGCGGACGGAGUCGUUAGCUCCCUUCGCGCGUACUUGGAACUCAAAAAAGCAACUGAAACGCAGGAGCAGUCGCUGGCGUCGCUGUCUCAGCAGAACCAGGCGCUGAGUCAGAAGGCGAGCGAGGUGGCGGCUCUCACCCGCGAAAUGCUCGCGCUGGAGUCUGAGAAUCGGUCGCUGAACGAUCACAUUGCGGCCUUGACAGGGGAACUAAGGACGAUGGGAGACCAGCAGACGGCGUUGCAGCUGGAGAAGGAGGCGCAAGAAGGAGCCCACCGUCAGCAGAUCGACCGUCUGCAGAAAGAGCUCGAAGCUCGGCGCCGCGAAAUGGAUCACCAGCUGGAACAGGUGAAGGAGAGAACUCGGCAGGAGACGACGAAGCUGACGACCGAGUUAGAUCGCGUCAAGAAGCUGCUCGAGGCCGAGAAGAAGCGCACGAGCGAGUUGCAGUCUCAGAUGGAAGACGCCACGGCGGAGGCUAGCCGACGCGUUGCAGACUCGGAGAAGAGGUACCAGGAGCAACUCCGAGAGCGAAACGCGCAGAUUGAGGCGAUGGGCGUGGAGCGAGACGCGCUUGCAGCGGAGACGAAGGAAGAGCUCCAGGCUCUGAAGAAGACGCAAGCAGAGGCCUUGAAGGCGGCCCGAGCAGAGAGAGACCGAGCGCUCGCCGAGAGGGAAAGCCACUAUCAGCAGCAACUUGAAGACAUGCGCGGGCGUCACGAGCAACAGCUGGCGUCGCAGAAUCACCAAAAACAAGAACUGCAGCAGCGCCUGCAGCAAGUGGAACUGUCCCUCCAAGAGACCGAGGCGGCUCUGCGUCGCGAGUUGGAUGCGAAGGCCGCCGAUGCGCGAUCUCUCCAGGGCCAGAAGGAGAAGCUGGAGCGAGAGCUCGCGGCGGCGAAGGAGCGUUUGGAGGACGAGUUGCGGAGUGCGGAGAGGAAUGUGGAGCGACUCAAGCGUGAGCGGCAACAAGACGUCGAACGGCUCCAAAAAGAACUGGAAGAAGCGACGCGGACCGCCGCAGAGGCGGACGCCGCGGCCGCAGAGAAACUGAUAACCCUCGAAGCCGAUGCGAAGACCACCCGAGACCAGUUGAAGAAGGCGACUGCGAGCAGCGAAGAGAAGGACGCGCUCUUGGAAACCGCCAAGGCCAAGUACGCAGAUCUGGCGAACAAACACAACGAUUUGGUGCAAAAGUUCAACGACUUGGUGGACGAAAGCAAGAAGCUGAAGAAGGACUUGAACGUCACAGCAGACGACAAAGAGGCGAAGGAAAAACAAAUCAAGAAGUUGACGGACGCCCAGGCUCGCGACCAAGAGGAAAUCGCGGCGAUCCGACUCAAGGAGCGAGAAGCUGUUGCCACGGGAGACCGGCUCACCGCAGACAUUGAGAAACUGAAGGCGGAGCAUCGCGCGGCAGAGCUGAAACUCAAGAAAGACAUCGAUGCCAUCACCACUGAUAAAGAGGCCGUCGAAGCGAAGCUGGCCCAGGCGCAGAGGAUGCACAGCGAGGAAGCCGAGGCGCUCAAACAUCGCAUUGGCCAGCUGACGAAGGAGAAGGCGGACCUUGAAAAAGCCCAGCAGCGCUUGGAAGAGGAGAAGGCUGCUCUUGAACAGGAACAGAGAAAAGCGGCCAGUGAGGCGAAGACGGCCCAAGAGAUCCUCCAGAAAAAUAUUGCUGAUCUUCAAAAACGAAACCAAGACCUGGAGAGCGGGCUGAAAACAGCAAAGGCUGCUGGAGCAGCAGCUGCGAGGAGCCCCGCCCCAGCUGGAGCUGCUCAGGCAGGACAAGCCGCCCCGCCACAGGCGCCACCGCCAGCGGAAGAAGGCGGCCUCUUCUCGUGGUUCGGCGGAGGCGCACCGGCAGAGGAGCCGCCGGAAUCGCCCGACAGCAGCGCAGUUGGUGCAACCGCGGCCGAGGGAGCGGCGCCAGAGGGCGACGCUGCUGAGAGCUCCAGCUGGGGCUGGUGGUAG